Macadamia integrifolia is the source of this 1702-nucleotide messenger RNA. RefSeq lists its product as uncharacterized. The coding region runs from base 354 to 1388 and encodes 344 amino acids. The record is from RefSeq and is a predicted model, not a curated record. The transcript is spliced from 7 exons. Gene Ontology annotation, molecular function: 5'-nucleotidase activity. Lineage: Eukaryota; Viridiplantae; Streptophyta; Magnoliopsida; Proteales; Proteaceae. Gene Ontology annotation, biological process: deoxyribonucleotide catabolic process.
CCUUAUUUUCUAAUUAUUGAUGACUGCCGUAAGGCCCUCAACCAUUCAAAAAGGCCGAAAGAGGCAGAGCGGGAUUCUAUAAAAGGGCUCACAAAAGCAACAGGGGCUGAUAAUUACGGAUCCCUCUCUUCCCCCUCCUUGUCUGCAGAUUCAUAUACGUACAUAUUCAUUAUUCAAACCAUUGAUUCGUCCUAACCUUUUUACAAUCUCGUUGAAUAAACUGACGAGGUUUUUCGGAAUAAAUCACGGAAUUUCCCUGGCAACGGCUUCGUGGGAAUUGGGUUUCUGGCAUUCCUUUCUGCUUCUCUCCCCUUUAGUGUUUGGGUUUUGUUUUGCUGGAAUGUGACAUCGUUAUGUUAAGGAGGCAAGGUUUGCGGUUGCUUGGUCUUGGACUCACUGGGUUAGAUUGGGGUGUGAUGGCUUCACUCUAUAAUAAGGAUCCCUUUUUCGCCGGUUUUCAUGCGUUUAGUCAGGUUUCUGUGCCAAAGGAGCGGUAUCGAUUUUCUGUAAAGCCUUCGUUUGAUGUAUCUGGCAGUUUUCAGAUAAAUGUCAUUGAUGCGUUGCGCUUAAAAGGCUGCUCUGAUCGCAGUGACUGCCUUCAUGGAAGAGUUGACAAUGAAUUCCAUAAACCUUGUGCAUUGCCUCCAUACACACAGCCGGUUCGUGAUUCGGAGGUUGGGCUUGAAAGGGGCACAGCUGCUUGGUUGCCGAAUGGCUGCGGAACAUAUCAACGUGGCAGCCCUCUUGGAUUCCCGGACCAUCCAAUGCCCAAGAAAUUCAUUGUUGCUGUUGACGUGGAUGAGGUCCUUGGAAGCUUCAUUUCAGCGUUGAACAAAUUUAUUGCUGAUCGAUACUCUUUGAGCUGCUCAGUUUCAGAGUAUCAUGUCUAUGAGUUCUUUAAGAUAUGGAACUGUUCUCGUGAUGAAGCUGAUAUCCGAGUCCAUGAGUUCUUUAAGACUUCUUAUUUCAAGACAGGGAUCCAUCCUAUACCAGGUUCUCAGAGGAUUCUCCAGAAGUUAUCUUCAUUUUGUGAUCUAUCAGUUGUGACGUCUCGGCAAAAUGUAAUCAAAGACCACACAAUUGAGUGGAUUGAGAAAUACUACCCUGGACUGUUUCGGGAGAUUCACUUUGGCAAUCAUUUUGCACUGGAUGGAAUAUCGAGAAAGAAAUCAGAUAUUUGCAGGUCCUUGGGAGCACAAGUACUGAUCGAUGAUAAUCCACGAUAUGCUGUUGAAUGUGCUGAAGUUGGAAUCAGGGUUCUUCUUUUUGAUUAUCAGAAUUCAUAUCCUUGGUGCAAGACUGGGUCGGAUAAUUUACACCCCUUGGUGACUAAAGUUCAUGACUGGGAAGAAGUAGAGCAACAGUUAGUCUCAUGGAUAAUAUCAUAGCUUCUCCAACUGAUCCUAUAAUCGCAAGGCUCCAUUCAAGGCCUUGAACUGUUUUAUAUUUCAAUAAUAUUGGAUAGAUGCAGGAAAUUUGAGCUUAUAGUUGGCCAUGUUUUUUGGAAAAAAUGGCAGAAACUGGCCAAAUGGAUCUCAGUUAACAAGUUUUUUUUUUGGGGGCGGGGGUUUUAAGUUUUGUGCGUUUCGCAUCAGAUGCAAGAUGCAUCAAGUCUUAGGUUGCAAAUUUGUGAUGGAUACAAUGUCAAGAGAAAUGAAAUUAAUCUCAUUGAGGAAUGCAAUAUAAAAUUUUCUUAUAAACA